Entrophospora candida is the source of this 177-nucleotide messenger RNA. The record is from the annotation of a GenBank genome assembly. Lineage: Eukaryota; Fungi; Glomeromycota; Glomeromycetes; Entrophosporales; Entrophosporaceae.
CAUCAUGGUAUCAAGGUCAAGGGAUUAAAUGACCUUAAAAAUAUACUUGAUGUCACAAGGGAAAUCAAAUUUUAUUUUGUUAUGCCACCAGAAUGUUUUGAUGGAAUGAAAAAGCAGCCAUUUCAUACCAGAAAAGGGGAAGAUUCAAAAAAACCACCAUCCUGGAUUAAGAAUAAA